AUGAAUGCGACCCCCGGCAGUUGCUCGGCAGAGAUGCCGUACGGGUUCCUGCCCCGUCUGAAGGGCCUCUACAUCGCCACUGAGCUCAUCAUCGCCGUGCUCGCCAUCAUCGGAAACUUCCUGGUGUGUCUGGCUGUCAGCUGGAACAAGAAACUUCACACGGUCACCAACUACUUCCUGGUAUCGUUGGCAGUGGCAGACACUCUGGUGGGUUUGGUUGCGAUCCCCUGUUCGGUGCUCACAGACCUGGGUCAGCCUCACCACAACAUGCCGCUCUGCCUGGUGAUGCUCAGCAUCCUGAUGGUGCUCACACAGAGCUCCAUCCUGAGUCAGUUAGCAGUAGCAGUGGAGCGCUACAUGGCCAUCAUCCUGCCCUUCCAGUACCAGCGCGUCAUGAGCCCGAGGAACGCCCAGCUGGCCCUGCUGCUCACCUGGGGCCUGGGGGCCAUCUCCGGCUCCGUGCCGCUCAUGGACUGGAGAAGACAACAAGCAGGCUCUAGCUACUGUGUCUUCACUUGUGUGGUGAACAUGAGCUACAUGGUCUACUUCAACUUCUUCUGCUGUCUCCUGGUGCCACUGCUGGCCAUGUUCAUCAUCUACGGCCACAUCUUCCUCACCAUCCGACGGCAACUCAAACGCAUCGCUGUAGCCAGGGGGUCUUCGGAGAACACGAGAACUGCUGGUAGUGGGAGCACCGGGACCGAGGACAGUGGGAGUUCUGCUGCUUGGGGACAUGACACAGGGAAUAGAUUCAGUAGACAAGCUAAAGAAAAGGCGGGAAAAUGCAAGACUGAAGUGAGGGCUGUGGAAGAAGUGCAAUCCAGCGUUGGUUCUCUUAUUGACACUGAGACCACCGCUGUGUUUACAAAUCCAGGACUCGGGUCGGCCUCGUCUGGGUCCAGCAGCUCCAGCUGUGGUGCGGCUGACCCCCGGCCAGGCAAGCCAAACGAUGCCAGAUCAGGCCUCCGCUCCCACCAGGAGGUGCGCAAAGCCACCUCCCUCUUCCUGGUCCUGUUUCUGUUCAUGGUGUGCUGGAUGCCCAUCCACAUCAUAAACUGCGUGCUGCUGCUGUGCCCACAGUGCCAGGUGCCCAUGUCGCUCACACUAGCGGCCGUUCUGCUCUCCCACGCCAACUCCGCUCUCAACCCCAUCCUGUAUGCGUACAGGAUGAGGUCAUUCCGACACACUCUGAUAAGGAUGUGGAGAGCAUUGAGGAGCUUUAGGCUGAAACGCCAGUAAAGGUGUGGUUCUUUAGCAAUUAUUGUUUAAAAACGUGUUUUGCUGUCUGA
Messenger RNA from Trematomus bernacchii (emerald rockcod), 1289 nucleotides. Its product is annotated as adenosine receptor A1-like. The record is from RefSeq and is a predicted model, not a curated record. The transcript has 4 exons. Gene Ontology annotation, cellular component: membrane. The coding region runs from base 1 to 1239 and encodes 412 amino acids. NCBI's taxonomy places the organism in Eukaryota, Metazoa, Chordata, Actinopteri, Perciformes, Nototheniidae. Gene Ontology annotation, molecular function: G protein-coupled adenosine receptor activity. Gene Ontology annotation, biological process: G protein-coupled adenosine receptor signaling pathway; adenylate cyclase-activating adrenergic receptor signaling pathway.